This is a messenger RNA of Pristis pectinata (smalltooth sawfish), 5587 nucleotides long. Its product is annotated as FERM domain-containing protein 4B-like. The transcript has 23 exons. Gene Ontology annotation, cellular component: bicellular tight junction; adherens junction; cytoskeleton. The record is from RefSeq and is a predicted model, not a curated record. Gene Ontology annotation, biological process: establishment of epithelial cell polarity. NCBI's taxonomy places the organism in Eukaryota, Metazoa, Chordata, Chondrichthyes, Rhinopristiformes, Pristidae. Bases 234 to 3368 code for a protein of 1044 amino acids.
ACAUUGGCCUGGCUUCAAGCAGCACUGGGGCAUGCUUUGGAGUCUGCCCAGGAAGUGUACUGAAAGGAGAGUUUGUUUAGAAUCUGACCUGUUUCUUUAUAUCUCCCUGCUCUUUGCGUAGUGCACGAGUAUAAGCUGAUGUAACCCUGCAGCUGAGCAAGCUAACAGUUUUUUCAACCUAGUUAUAAUUAACUAUCUGUCUCUAACUCCUCAAAGACGAUUUUUUUUAAAAAAUGGCUUCAACGUUCAUGUGUGGAAUGGAAGAUCUGCUGUUUAGUGGCAGUCGAUUUCUAUGGACUUUGACAAUAACAACUUUAAGGAGGUGGUAUACUGAGAGGUUGCGAGCUUGUCAGCAAAUGCUGAGGACUUGGUGUGGACUGCGUGAUGUUUACCAGAUGGCAGAAGGUAGACACUGUCAGGUUAAUCUCCUAGACGACAGAAAACUGGAGCUACUCGUUCAGCCAAAGCUUCUGUCCAGGGAGCUGCUGGAUCUGGUGGCAUCUCAUUUUAACCUCAAAGAAAAGGAAUAUUUUGGAAUAACUUUUAUUGAUGACACAGGUCAGAGUAAUUGGCUACAGCUGGAUCGCAGGGUAUUGGAUCAUGAUUUGCCGAAGAAAACAGAACCGGUGGCCUUAUUCUUUUCAGUCAAGUUUUAUAUUGAGAACAUAUCAUUCCUAAAGGACAUUACCACUGUGGAAUUAUUCUUUUUAAAUGCAAAAUCCUGCAUUUACAAGGGCGAUAUCGAAGCGGACAGCGAGACGGUGUUCGAGUUGGCUGCGCACGUCCUACAGGAAACGAAGGGUGAUUACAUCAGUAAUGAAAAUGCAAGGGAAGAACUGAAGAAACUCCCAGCCCUUCCCACUCGAGCAUUGCAGGAACAUCCAUCACUUGCGUAUUGUGAAGACCGAGUGAUUGACCAUUAUAAAAAACUCAAAGGACUCAGCAGAGGACAAGCAAUUGUCAAUUAUAUGACCGUGGUGGAAGCUCUUCCUACUUAUGGUAUUCAUUACUAUGGAGUGAAGGAUAAACAAGGAAUUCCCUGGUGGCUUGGAAUUGGUUGCAAAGGAAUUGGGCAAUACGACUUUCAUGAUAAAGUAAAACCCAGAAAGAUUUUCCAGUGGAAACAACUUGAAAAUUUGUACUUUCGUGAAAAGAAGUUUGCAGUCGAAGUUCACGAUCCCCGCAGAGUACCAUUAUCAAGAAGAACGUUUGGACAGACGGGUCUGGUGGUACAUACAUGGUAUGCUAGUACCUCACUGAUAAAAUCCAUUUGGGUGAUGGCAAUAAGUCAACAUCAAUUCUACCUGGACAGGAAACAAAGCAAAGCAAAGAUUCCAUCAGCAAGAAGUCUCAGCGAUAUUGCAAUGGACUUGACUGACACUGGAAUGCCUAAAGCUUCUAAACUGGCAAAUGAGGACAGAAAAAAUCCGAUUAUAACAGCUAGUAAUGGCAGCCUAAUCUCCUCAGGUUCUCAGGAUUCUGAAGUCAGUGAUGAACUGAAAAAAGAAAAACUAAUUGAGUUGAAACAGCGUCGAAGUGCUUUGGAAGAUGCCCUCAACCAAAGAACGGAAGAAUUAAAGAAACUCUGUUUGCGAGAAGCAGAAUUAAUAGGAAAACUACCAAAAGAGUAUCCACAUACCUUGGGAGAAGAACUUCCACGUGUCAGACGACGAGUAGGUACAGCUUUCAAACUGGAUGACACCCUACUACAAAGUGAGGAGGAUCCACAUUUACAAAAUCUGGAGAGUAAGUUUGUCAUUCAGCAGAAAAUUGUGGAAGCUGCAAGAAAAUUGGCCAGUGACCCUGAAAUAUGCAAGAAUGUUAAAAAGAAGAGGAAACAGGACUACAUCGAUGCUCUGAAAAAGCUUCAGGAGAUAGAGAAUGCGAGUAAUGAAUACAGAAUAAAAUGUGGGAGAAAACCUAUUCAGAGAGCCUCCCUCAUAAUUCCAGAUGAGGUCAUACCCUCAGAAACCAGUUCUUUAUCAGACACAAAUACAGCAGAUGACGAUGAUGUGCGUAUUAUGCAAAGAAAAAGAUCCUUUUCUAGCCAGCAACCCCCAAGGCCAGUUCCACCGCAGUCUCUUGAGCUUAAACAGAGUCGACAAAGGAGGAGUUCUGCAAGUGAACAGUUUCAUGAUAAAGGACAUGUCAUCCAUCCGAGGUACACCAGCAAUGAUGGUUGCUACUUGCAGGAUAUUUUGCAUGGACAUAGGGAACUGAGCUCAACACACAGCAGCCCUUACAGAUCUCAAGGUAGACAAUGCCAUGGAGGAAGAAGUAUGCCUGCGACACCAGUAUUGACGCGCAAUGCUUACAGUAGCAGUCAAUUACGACCCGAUCUCUCCCCAGAUCACUUUAGACAACGCAGUGGCAGCUUGGAAUCUCAGUCUCAUCUCCUGGAUGAGGGUCCCAGUGAGAGGGCCAUAUUCCCCCUCACAGCAGCCCAAAGAAGUAACAGUACCGACCUCUUGGACGAUGGGUCGUCCUACACCAGUCAGUCCAGUACCGAGUACUACAGCACACCGAGUAAACCUCCCCAGUACUACAACACCAUGACAGUAGGUUGCCGGUCAAGGGAAAGGCGAAGACACAAGAAACCAAAUAUUUCCUCUGCCCCAUCAGGGAGCAUGCCCAAUCUAGCACCGAAGGAUGCAAGAAAUGGAGUUUAUCAAAAUUCUUAUAAUCAGCCUUCUUCUGACUAUUAUAUUCCAGGAUAUCCACCAUACAGUGACUAUGAGCCUUAUGGAUACACAUUUGAAAAUGACACUGAAGGUCACUAUAAUGUUAAAGCCCCGUACAGAUCAACACAUUCUUACAAUGCUGAUCAGUACCGAGAUUACAGUCACUUCUACCAGGAAGAUGUCGACAGUAUGUCUCAAAACCCAUACGCAACACUGAGGAAUAUGCGUAGGAGGGGUGCUAAAAGCGAACAAAUAACCAAAAACAUCCAGAAGGCAUUGGUUGCAGAAAGUUUGCGAGGCUGGUAUGAGCGUGCCUCAACUCACAAGGAUCACGGCCUGCAGGCAGGCUUGGACUCGGACAGGGGCUCACAACAGAGUCUGGGUUUUGCUUAUAUGCAAGGUCCUUUUUCUCCAGCCAAUAGGGCUACAUCUUUUACAUCUGUUUCUUCAGCAGCAAGUACAGGAACCUGGCGGAGCCAGAUCACUGUUGGCGUUCAGGAUUUUGAUCAUAUACCUUUUACAAGUUCUUUCAAUAACUCCUACAGCAAUACUACAUUACACACCAGACCUUAUCCAGAAAGAAUGUAUUCGGACAGUGGAGACGCAAGCCAGCUGGGGGAUGACGCGUAUAACAAUGAGCAGGUGUUGCUAUGGCAUGAAGAUUCUAAACCUGGGACUCUAGUUUAAGUGACUACUAGCUGACUUCAGCCUUCCUUGUUCAACAUAUGGAAAACUUAAUCAGUGUGCCUUGCAUCCUUUUCAAUCCAUUUGAAAUGGUUUAUUUCUACAAAUAGAAAUCACACUUGGAACAUUUCAGUGUUUUCAGAAGGUACUGUACGUGGAUGCUGGGAAGUUUAUUCUGACCAUUGUGUGGGAGUGAUGGUUUUAAAGUUCCACACUUCACAGCUGAAUAAAGGUUCUCUUUAUAACUACAGUACAUUCUAAAGACAAAACCUUCAAGUAGAUUACUUUGUGUUCAAAUUGAAGCAUGGAAAGAUGGCACUUGGAAAUCAUUUUUUUAAAACUGAAAAUGCACUUUUCAAAGACUAAGUUGAUGAAAGUAGUGCUCUUCAUUGUUCAGUGAGUGACUAAGAGGAACCAUGCUUUAUGUAUUGGUAUAAAAGAGGACAAAGCAGGGUAGUGAGUAACUUCUGAAAUAAAGGAGUACUUUGCAUAUUAUUAAAUGAAGGACAUCUUGUAAUUUGGCAAGAAACUGGUGACUCUGAUUACUUGAACAGAGUUUAGUCAACUUAUAAAUUUUCAAAAUGAUUAAUCUGAUAUAUGACCAGAAACUAAUGAGAAAUGCAUUUUGUUAAGACCAUAAAAUCUUUUCUAAAGCACAAAGAUUUAUCAUAUUUGUGUUUUUUAAAACCAUCUGUUAAUUUAGCCCGUCAGUAGACUUUUCAAAUUGGUUAUUUCUUUGUGUGUGUGGUGGGGGGGGAGGGAAUGGACUUAAAGAAUUAUUGGACCAUAUAAUAUCAAUUAUUAGUGGACCUUACUGAGUGGCACACUUACCAAGUUAUGAAAGUAUGGAUCAAAUAUAGCUAAAUGUUUCCAAGUAAAAAGCACAUGGCUUGAGAAGUGAAAAAUAAUGCUAAAAUGCAAUAAGACUUUUUAAAACAAGAAGCACAAUCCUAAUUAUGGCUGUUAAGGUAAUAGCACAAACUAGUUUAAAUAUUUCAGUUUGAUUAUUAUCUGUACAAGAUAUAAGGGAAAUCCUGGCUGAGAUAAUUAUAGUUUCUGUAACCCAGGUGCAGUACUAUAAAAUUUAUUGUUUCAAAAAGAUAUCCCAAUCAUUUUCUACCAUUUCAAAUUGAAAAGAGCUGGUAAAUAUUAUAUAAAAUGGCUAAUGUAUCACUGUGAUGAAUGAAAGCUGUGCCAAGAUUCAUUGGGUAAAAGGAUUGAAUGGUAAUUUUCUGAGACACAGAAACUACAUGGUCCUUACUUUGUUCUCUUCAUUUCUAGGAUGUAGGUUGGAACCAUUUUGGAAAGUAAUAGCACAAGGUUAGGAGGAAGGAAAGAAUUGUCCAUAGUUUAGGCUUCUAAUGAUUUGCUUGUGACUUUUUCUGGAAUACAUAGAAGUGCUCAGGUCCAGGACUAGUAUAGUGAUUUAUCCCACAGUUGAAUAACAUUCCAGUAGUCACUAUCCCGUUUCACAGCAGAACUUUGAUCAUUUGGACCCAGGUGUACCCAUGCCCACAAAAUAGUCUCCCAGCCACAGAUUACCCCUUUAGAAGAGAAAGGGAUUAAAUUGGUUCUUGCCCUUCAGCUGAAAUCUGCUUUUCAGGCUAUAAUUAUCAUGAUGAGGUUCAGGGUUUAAAAUUCAACUCUAAAGGGAUAGUGAAUUAACGUUAUAGCAAGAUUCCACACAGGACUUCUUCCACAGUCAGUAAAAUGAACCUAUGUUUUCAUUUGUAUAUCAAGUGCUCAUGAGGGUCACACUACCUCACUAUUUCUUUGAAAAUAUAUACAUGUUCAGCAGUUUAGGACCUGGCCUUCACUACAAUGCAUGAAUUUUCUAUGUUGAAGGCCUGGCAACUUUACUCCAAGUUCUAACUGAUGAAUCCAUGCUUCCCAUACUGGAAUCCAUGGAAAGGUGCUGUCAUUUCCUUUUUUUUUGAUAAUUGUGUUUAUGUAAAGAUUUGGAUUGACACUUUUUGUGAACAUUUUUAUUAUUGUUGUUCCAAAGCAUGUAAUAUAUAUAUAGUAAACUAAUUCGGUAAGCUGGUUCUUAGUCAUUUUUUUUAUUCAGUGAGAAGUUUCACUUCAUGUGGAAAAUUUGGAACAAAGCUUUUAACUUAUUCUUUUGCAUAUUUGUACAGCUUUACCCAGAGAGAGAGACAUUUUUGUGUAUGCCUUUACAUUAUACUCCUGUCUUCCUUGCUACUAUAAAAAUGUGCUUUAAA